Molecule: messenger RNA, 2053 nt
Organism: Zonotrichia albicollis (white-throated sparrow)
Lineage: Eukaryota; Metazoa; Chordata; Aves; Passeriformes; Passerellidae
Source: RefSeq, a predicted model, not a curated record
GUGCUGUUGUCAGGACUGAUUGGUGUUGUUUCAUGGAAGAGGCCCCUGUCCCUUGUGAUAACGUUUUUCAUGCUGCUCUCUGCAGUGUGUGUGAUGCUGAACCUGGCCGGGUCCAUUCUCUCCUGUCAGAAUGCUCAGCUGGUCAAGUCCCUGGAAGGAUGUCAGCUGAUUAAAUUCGACAGUGACGGUGUCUGUGUUUGCUGUGAAAUGCAGCACCAGACAUCAGGCUGCAGUAACCUGGGAGAAACACUGAAGCUGAACCCUCUGCAGGAGUGCAAUGCAGUCAGGCUGACCCUCAAGGACCUGUUGUUCAGUGUGUGCGCUCUCAAUAUCAUCUCCACCAUUGUCUGUGCUUUGGCAACAGCAAUGUGUUGCAUGCAGAUGGUUUCCUCUGAUCUCCUGCAAAUGUUUCCCUCUUACAGCCUUUUUCACUUUAAUUUCUGUGCCUUCCAGCAGGAUGAUAUCACACAGUUUCUGCCACAGAGGCCGCAUUCUGCCAAUCCUGACUGCAUGACUCCACAUGGGACUGUCCUGCACCAGACCCUGGAUUUUGAUGAGUUCAUCCCACCAAUCCCCCCCCCUCCCUACUACCCACCAGAGUACACCUGCACGCCCGUGGGGGAGGCACAGAGAAGUCUCCAUUUGGACUUCCCUCAUUCCCCAUUUGGUGCUCUAUAUGAAGUAACCAUUAAUAGCCCAGGAAUGCUGUAUCCAAGUGAGCUGCCCCCUCCUUAUGAGGCAGUGAUUGGAGAGAUGCCUGCCAGACAGGUCACUGGUGCUGCUCAGCAAGUGUCUGAACCGAGCCUGGGGGAGAGGAACACGACCCCGGACUUCGGCACCCAAGUUUCUGUUGAGAGCACCUCUCUGAUGGUCUCUGAGGCUGUUGAUGUCCCAGACUGUAGCUACUCCUCUGAAGAUCUUUGUUCGCUGGAAGUUCAAGGAUCUCUCCAGUCUGCAGAUCUUUCUCCCUACUGCAUAACCCCCAAGGGGGCUGCAGAGCAGAGCUGCAGUGCCCUGGAUUGCCACCCUCGCUGCAGGUGUCACAGAACUCGCUCUGAGGGCUUUCCUGAUGAGGGUGACAGCUCCCACAGCCCAGCCUCCACAGACAGGUCCCAAGGACAGGAAAAGAGCUGUGCCCACGGCAGGUCCUUGGACUGGUCCUCAGGGAAUUACAGCCCCUCAGAACGAGAACUGCAGAGUUCUGCUCAAGAGAGCAGUGCCACGCCGCCUUUGAAGCAGAAGAAAACCUGUUGUGUGGACUGUCACCAGCCCCCUGCCACUUUGCAGAGCUCUCCCUGUUUUGGGCCAGCAAACACUUCAGCAGGCGGCCCCGAGGCUGCUGUCCAGCAGCAGCGCCUCAGCAAGCCCCCAGCCCCAGCCAUCGUCCGCUCCAGCAGCGCCCCUGUGUCCUGCUCCUCUGCCACCGAAGGUGAUAAUUGUGCCUGGACUUCUGUGUGCAGGCAGUGCCAAGAUGCAGGAUUAUCUCCAGCUACAGGAGAAACAGUUCCUGUCUCUGGUUCUCAUAUGGCUGCCUCUGCUUGCCAGCAUUCUUUGAGCAGUUUUCUACCAACUGGAAAACAGAGGGAUACAAGGAAAAUUGAUCUGCACCUAAAGCCAAAGGCUUUUCACACCGUCUCGAAAGAGCGGCCACGCUCCUUAGUGGACCUUAAGGCCUAUAAAGACACAAAAAUUUUAGUGGCAAAAUUUUUGGAACAUUCAAACUGUAAUCUCCCUCCAGAAGUGCGUCACGUAGUGAACAGCAUACGGUCAGUCAUUAAAUCUGAUGAGAGACACAUGGAAGAAGCCAUCUUCAGUGCCAAUAUCAUAGACCAGGUGAUGACGAGCUCCCGGCAGGGCGCGGGCGGCUGCAGGAAGCGGCUGCAGGGGGAUCUGCACCUGCGGAGCUGCGGCGCCCUGAGCUCCGCCGCGGCCCCGGCGCGCAGCCGGACUCCGCUCAGCCGCGCCCUGGAGCGGGAGCGGCCGCACAGCCUCAUCGGGGUGUGCCGGGAAACCAUCCUGUGACCAGGAUGUGCUGGGGAACCCUCCUGUGACC